AUGACGGAAAACUGGCGUGACCGAGGCGAAGCCAAGCGCCUGUCGAUUCUGAACACCAUCCCUGAAAAAUGGCGAAUCGUGGAUCCCAUCCCUCCAGCUACAGAGUUGCGGGAUGUCACUGGAAGUUAUAUUCAGCAAUUUUUGACCUCCCGCGAGAUCGAGAUUACAGAGACCGAUGCUGUUGAUAUCACAGCGCAUACAGCCACAGGAAGCUGGUCUGCUGUCGAAGUGACAGAAGCCUUCUGCCACCGAGCCGCGCUCGCCCAUCAACUUGUGAGCUGUCUCCAUGAGACAUUCUUUGACGCGGCCAUCGAAGAUGCCAAAGCACAAGAUGCAUAUUUCGCAGAGCACAAAGCUCCAAUUGGUCCACUUCACGGCCUCCCAGUCAGUCUCAAAGAUCAAUUCCACAUCAAAGGAAUCGAGACAACCAUGGGAUACGUGGGGUGGAUCAACACUUUCCAAGGUCUCCAAAACGAUCCCCGUUACAAGACCGAGGAAAGUGAACUCGUUCGCGAGCUGCGCGCCCUGGGCGCAAUCCUCUACUGCAAGACCAGUGUACCCAGCACCCUGAUGACCGGCGAGACCGUCAACAAUAUCAUCGGCUACACCUGGAAUCCGAAGAACAGACACCUUUCAUCUGGUGGCAGUUCAGGUGGCGAAGGUGCCUUGAUUGCCCUGCGUGGAUCGCCUGCUGGCUUUGGUACUGAUAUUGGUGGCAGUGUGCGCAUUCCUGCUUCUUUCAAUGGUCUUUAUGGUCUGCGGCCUUCGGCGGGUAGAAUACCCUACGAGAGGGCGGCAAACUCGCUGGAUGGUCAGAAUACUAUCCUUUCAGCGAUAGGACCUAUUGCGCUGACGGUCAGAUCAUUGAAGUUGUUGUUUCAAGCUGUCUUAACGCAGGAGCCUUGGCUUCAUGACCCGCUUGCAUUCGAGCUGCCGUGGCGGGAUGAGAUUGUCGAACGCACGAAGGCGUUGAUCAAGGGCCCCAGCAAUGGAGGUUCGAGGCUGGCGUUCGGUCUAAUGAAAUAUGAUGGGACAAGUCUCAUUCACCCCCCGAUUGCCCGCGGGUUGAAGAUUGUCGAACAAACCCUCCAACGUCUCGGGCAUACUGUCAUCGAAUGGAAUCCACCAUCCCACUCCACGGCCCUGGAUUUAAUGGCCAAGAUAUUCAAGAUGGAUGGCGGGGCAGAUAUCAAGCACCAUUUCACCCUGAGUGGCGAAAAUCAGCCCGUUCAAGUGAUAAUCUCUCAGGAUGGCACAGAGUUGAGAGCAAUUGAGGUUGCUGCGAUCAACGUCGCCAAGCGCGAGUAUCAGAAACAGUAUAUGGAUUACUGGAAUAGCACGGCCGCGCUGACAGGUACUGGUCGUCCUGUCGACGCUUUGUUUUGUCCAGUGGCACCCCACGCGGCUGUCAAACCGACGGAAUUUGGUUAUGUGGGAUAUAGCGCAUUUGUGAACGUGCUCGACUAUACAAGUAUCUCGAUUCCGGUUACUCUGGCGGAUAAGAACGUCGACGUGCGCUCUGCGAAUGCGGCUGAUGAUUGUGAGCAUAUCCAGUGGGACUGUAAGUUUGCCUGUUGUGAAUUUCGAGUUUUAUUGGACACUCGGGCUAACUGGUGGUUAGAUGAUGCUGAGACAUACGAUGGUGCCCCGGUGGGGGUUCAACUAGUAGGCAGGAGGUUCCAUGAAGAGAAGAUACUAACUCUGGCGGAAUAUUUGGGGGCGGAGAUUGCCCAAAGUGCAAAUUGA
This is a messenger RNA of Penicillium salamii, 1746 nucleotides long. Lineage: Eukaryota; Fungi; Ascomycota; Eurotiomycetes; Eurotiales; Aspergillaceae. The record is from the annotation of a GenBank genome assembly.